Messenger RNA from Diprion similis, 3018 nucleotides. RefSeq lists its product as uncharacterized. Bases 89 to 2653 code for a protein of 854 amino acids. NCBI's taxonomy places the organism in Eukaryota, Metazoa, Arthropoda, Insecta, Hymenoptera, Diprionidae. The record is from RefSeq and is a predicted model, not a curated record. The transcript has 9 exons.
CGUUGCCGCGAUGAGAAAUCAAAUCACCGUAACUCAAACUUGAUGAUCGUCAAUCAGUUUCGGCUGAAACUAACUGUUUCGGGCAAAGAUGAACCAGGAAGCUGAAGAGCAGCGGCCAAUACCGCAGACACUUUGCGGCGCCCUACAGAAAGAAGCAAACUGCAAGUGUCUGGUCUUGUCAGUUUUGAUAUACGGAUGUUUAGCGGCUGUGACCUGGUGCAGAUGCGCGAACGUUACGAAGGUUGUUAUUGACUUUUUGAAGUACCCGAUAACUAGUACAAAACACGUCUCGCCAUGCGACGACGGCUACGUUUACAUACCGGUGGCAUUCAUGGGCAUGCUGUACCUCGUCUACUUGGUCGAGUGCUACCACUCGCCGAUAAGGAUCGACCUUUUGCACGCGAGGAGCCAGGACAGCAUACUCACGAAAUUAGCACAGCUCAAGAUGGCCAAGGCGACGAUAUGGUGGAAGGCGAUAUCUUAUCACUACGUCCGCAGGAAGCGCCAGAUAACGAGAUACAGGAACGGUGACAACUACACCACGACUCAGGUCUAUUACGAGAGGGUGAACACCCACGCGGCAACCUCGUUUUACUUCUACGGUUACUGCGGCGUCAAGGACAUCAGCAAGGAGUUGGUCCUGGACCCGAAAUUACCAAUAACGAAAAUAUCACUGACGAAGGGGUUUGCCUUCUCGAACAUGAGGUCGGCGACUGAAUUCGAGGAGGCAAGAUCGAGGUUCUUCGCUGAACAGGAGCACAGGGACGACUAUAUGGAGAUGCGUGAGGGCCUGGAUCUGGGCUACAAUUUUAACCCAACUUCCCUUGUUGCUGUCCUCGGAAAACCCUGGUUCACAAACGCUUACGUCUACUGGAGUCUGAGCGCCCUUCUCCUUAGCUGGCCCUUAAGGAUAAUCAUCGAGUGCAACACGCAGUACACAGAUUACCAAAUCACAAAACUCUUCGGCGUCAACUACGACGCGCCGACUGCAAGUGGACAGCCGAUUCACGCCUCAUCGAGCCAGCUCAGCGCUCCUGGUUCCUACAUGCUGGUUCCGAGCUACAGCGAGGCUCUCCUGAUGGAACCAGCACCGGUUCCGGUUCGUUCCGGAGUCAGCGAGGAGCCCGGCACAGACAUGGUGCCUAGCUACUCGGAGGCGCUUCUUUAUGAGCGGGCGUACGACCUCCAGGGUGAAGUUAGGGUCGAGCAGUGCACGGAGGCGGCUGGCAGUUCCUCUGCAGGAGGCUGCGAAUGUCCGUGUCACGGACAAGUUUGCGAGGCGGGGAUUCCCGGCGGCAGCAACCGAAGCUCGAUGGAGGUGUCGGAGGAGGCGCAGGACAACUGCUCGGUCGGUAACGUCGGCAGGCCCUGCUCGAGCUGCAGUGAGGAGCCGAUCGGCGCCGGGCGUCCGGAUUUCGUGCCCAGGCUGAUCGGCGGAGGGUCGAGUCGCGGCUCGGCGGAGGCGCUGAGUCAAGGCUCAGAACCGGGAAGGGUGGGCUCGCAGGAUAAGCCGCGGCAUAUCCUGAGGGAGAACUCGGAACCGAACCUAAGAACGAGCGCCGACCAGCUCUUCUGCGGUAGUGUUCCGGUCUUUGGUCGCGGGGCCACGCGGCUCAGCCUGGAGAACAUCCUUGAGCACGACGAGACCGUUGAGCCGGACUUCGGCACCCGGGCUGAGGCUCUGAUCCUUGAGGAGGAUGACGAUUUCGACCCGAAACGUCUCGCCGGUACGAGUCGUGGCGCCAUUCCGAAAACCCUCGAAACCGCCGCUGAGCGCUCGAAAAAGAUACCCAGCUCCAGGACCUACUUCUGCAUCAAGUCCAUCCUCAAGCAGCACCGUCGACGAUACACCCUUGUCACGCCCGAGGAACUCCAAAACCUUGUUGGCCUCGAGCAGAACGGCGAUGUCGCAUCUACCAGCCGCGGAUGCAAUCCUCAAUGCUGCGGUGCUCAUUGGGAGAGAAUCGACGUCAACUCGAACACUCUGGAGAAUGGUCUGCCGCGCAGGGGACAGCAACCGUUUCAGGGCAGCCUCGACAGCCUCAGUUCAGGACGUUUCAGUGAAGCCUCCUCUAUGCACAAGCGGGAAAACUCUCGUACCCUCAUCUUCGCCAGUCCCAUUCAGGAGAUAUGCCCCAGCGAUCCGUUCGGCGGAAGAACCUUAGUGCCCAGCGAAAAUCCACCGAAUUACGAGGAUGCCCUGGAUCUUCCUGUUCUCUCCAGGCUAAAGCGGUCCUUCACGGAGCGUGAGACGCGAACCCCGGGGGCUGGGGUCCGAAAACACCAUCGUACCUUCAGCAUAGAGCCAGAGUAUCUAUUCUCAGGAAACCGGGGAGUCGAGAGACGCUGUCAGGGUGACGGAAUGCCUUACGACGUCGUAAUCCCGGUACAAAAUAGCAGAGUUAUAAUGCCGAGUCAGUAUCGGCGGACUGUUUCGGAGGACGGAGCUUCCGGUUCGAGCAGUUGCUGCCGGGAGCAGGAGCCGGAAUCCGGAGGCCGGCUUUCGAGGCUGACGCGUUCCCUGACGGAGAGAACGUCGUCGAGGAGAAACGGGGAACGUGACUUCCGGAGGAGCCUGACGGACAGAAUCGAAUUUUCGAGAAAUCGUCCAGGCAGCAGGAAGGUCAAUAUAAACAUGGAAACCUCUUUAUAACAAGUCCGAUACGUUAGAACAGCUUUUUUUGACGACGUUAUGAAAGUUUUUUACCUCAGUGCUGCUUAUAUUAUUUUUCAACAUCUUCCUCGGGACAAAGUGUUCCUCUGACAGGAUUGUAAUGAUUUUAAUAUUCUAUUUCAUUCGGUUUACAAAAUUUACUAUACAUGUAUACUUCGUACGAGAUGUUACGUCCUGCUGAAGAGUAUUGGGAGCCAACGUAUGGACGAAGCUGUAUAUAAGCAAUAUGGCGUCGGAGACGAUGAUCAGCUGACGGCUUUAUGCAAAUUAUGCGGAUUAUAGGAUACAAAAAACUUCUCGCUAAGCUGUUAAGCCCUUAUUAUGUUGUAUCGAUUUAAUAGAGA